This is a messenger RNA of Melopsittacus undulatus (budgerigar), 1033 nucleotides long. RefSeq names its product homeobox B1 (gene HOXB1). Gene Ontology annotation, cellular component: nucleus. The transcript is spliced from 2 exons. NCBI's taxonomy places the organism in Eukaryota, Metazoa, Chordata, Aves, Psittaciformes, Psittaculidae. Gene Ontology annotation, biological process: regulation of transcription by RNA polymerase II. Gene Ontology annotation, molecular function: DNA-binding transcription factor activity, RNA polymerase II-specific; RNA polymerase II cis-regulatory region sequence-specific DNA binding. The record is from RefSeq and is a predicted model, not a curated record. Bases 98 to 1033 code for a protein of 311 amino acids.
AUGGAAGGAAGUUUUACAGCUUUGACAUACUAUCUAAAGGUUGUAGGGCAGGCGGAAUCCCCCCCAAAACAGGCUGACCCUCCUCCAUCAGUGGCAGAUGGACAAUACUAGGAUGAACUCCUUCUUAGAGUAUGCAAUUUGUAACCGUGGGACGGGCGCCUACCACCACUUGGAGCAAAGCUCCCCAUCCUUCCCCCCUUGCUCAGGUAGCCCCGGCAGUGACACUUUCAGCGGGGACGGGCGCUUUGGCACGGGAGGGAGCGCGGCCGCGGCUGCCCACCUCCCCCAGGCCAGCCCCGGCUGCCGCCCUCCCUCCUCCGGGCGCUCCGGCCCCGUGUUGGGCGCUGCCCCCGCCGGGUUCCCGGCCCAGCACUGCGGCCCCAGCUACGGGCACCACCAGCUCUUCCCCGGGCAGCAGGACGCCGAGGGUGUCUACUUCCAGGCGGCCGGGUACUGCGCCAACGCCGGACCCAGCCUCAGCUCCCUCGCAGAGAGCUACUGCGGGGUUGUGCCGGCCCCAGGGCCGUACCAGCAGCAACACCUUUACGGGCAGGAGCAGCCCGGUUACUUGCCUGCCGUUUACAGCAACCUCUCGCCUGCUUUAAACGAGGACAAAGACCCUGCGUGUCCCUCCGAGCCAUGCCCCAACGCCAGCGCCACGCAGACCUUCGACUGGAUGAGGGUGAAGAGGAACCCACCCAAGACAGCUAAAGCGGCGGAGUACGGACUCCUGGGCCAGCCCAACACCAUCCGCACCAACUUCACCACCAAGCAGCUAACGGAGCUGGAGAAGGAGUUUCACUUCAACAAGUACCUCACCCGGGCGCGGAGGGUGGAGAUCGCAGCCACCCUGGAGCUCAACGAAACUCAGGUCAAGAUCUGGUUCCAGAACAGGCGGAUGAAGCAGAAGAAGAGAGAAAAGGAAGGUCUUGCCCCAGCCGCUGCCCCCAGGUCUGCGAAGGAGGCGGGUGAAGCCUCGGACCAGUCCACCUGCACCUCCCCCGAGGCCUCCCCCGGUUCCGUGUCCUCCUGA